Molecule: messenger RNA, 1995 nt
Organism: Paramisgurnus dabryanus
Lineage: Eukaryota; Metazoa; Chordata; Actinopteri; Cypriniformes; Cobitidae
Gene: ogfod3
Product: 2-oxoglutarate and iron dependent oxygenase domain containing 3
Cellular component (GO): membrane
Molecular function (GO): iron ion binding; L-ascorbic acid binding; oxidoreductase activity, acting on paired donors, with incorporation or reduction of molecular oxygen
Source: RefSeq, a predicted model, not a curated record
UCUUAUUUGUUUCACACUUUACGUUUUCAUACACUGGAAUGAAAUUGAACUACACACGUGUCAUGUUCACGCAAACAGACAUAUAUUUUUAAAACAUGACUGUACACCGAAGAGGAAUCACUAAAAACUCAGAAAGUAGCGCCAUUGAAAAAAAAAUUAAGAGGGGAAAUGCACAAAGACAGGCCUCUUCUUGGAAAGAUAAUGUGACCAUCCCGAUUAUGAUAUUGCUUGCCACUGGAUUAGUGAGCUGGAUGUAUUACACGUGGACUGAUGACAGGACACAAACUUUGGUUUCAAGAGGGGAGCUCCUCACUCAGGCCAGAGUCUUCACUGUUGACUGCUCGGAGGACUACAAGAAGUACAAAGUCUUUCCAGGUUGCACACCGACUAAAUGUGGCAGAGCCGUUUCAGACAAUGUCGUGACUUUGGAGGAGGCACAAAAGCUGAGAAGGCUAGCUGAGCAAGGAUUAUCACUGGCUGGAUCAGAUGGUGGGGCAUCCAUCCUGGACCUUCACUCCGGGGCUCUGUCGAUGGGGAAGCAGUUUGUGAAUGUCUACAGAUAUUUUAAGGAUCAGAUAAGAGAUGUUUUCACUGAGGAAGAUUUUCAGCUAUACAGUGAUGUCCGUGGGCGAAUUCAAAUGGCGAUAGCUGAAACUUUUGGUCUGGACUCCUCACAGAUGUACCUCACCAAACCCACCUUCUUCUCACGCAUCAACAGCACAUCUGCCAAAACUACUCAUGAUGAGUACUGGCACCCGCACAUUGAUAAGGAGACCUAUGGAUCAUUUGAUUACACAUCAUUACUGUACUUAUCCGAUUAUGGUGUGGACUUUGGCGGUGGUCGGUUUGUCUUCAUGGACUCCAGUAGCAACAAAAGCGUGGAGCCACGUGCUGGUCGGGUAUCUUUCUUCUCAUCUGGUUCUGAGAACCUGCACCAUGUGGAGAAGGUCACAUGGGGCACACGAUUUGCCAUUACAGUGUCCUUUACGUGUGACCCCGACUACGCCAUCGAUAACCCCUCCCUGCCGUAAGAUUCACCUCACUCAGUGGGUGAUGGGUGACAGGAACCCUGUGGCACACACACACAGGAGAAAGCUGAAAGAGUCAUCAGGCACAUUCAGCAGUUUGGAUGGAAAAAGAAUCUCCUAUUAACUCAAUUGAAAAAUGGGAUUUGCUGUACUGCAUUGGCUUUUUUGUUUUUAAUUUAAAAGGCAUUUUGUGUUUUGAAGAGAUUUGCUACUAUCAUGUCGUUGAUACCUUUUGUGGAUUUGACUUCUUUUUAUAACAUUCCUGGCUUUGUCUCACUCUUUCAAUUCUUUUAUAUUAUAGUUAAAUUAUUGUCUAGACAAGCAAUGCAGGGAUGACAGUACAGGUGUGUGUAAUGAAUUGCAGACUCAGAGAUUGGGUAGGGUUAUCGAAAAUCUCCACUUGUGGCAUUUCUCGAAAAGCACAUUGCUUAAAAAUACUUUCUGAAACCUCAAGGUUCAGAUAACUGUGAGAGCCCAAAAGAUAAUUUAUAGAAAAAAGUUUAAUCAGUAAUGCACUUUACCCUCUUUGAAAAGUUUCCAAUCUUUUUUCAAAUCUUUUCUACAGUAAUGUAUCAUUAUAUUCACGUGUUUGGUUCAUUUUAACACCUCUGUUGUUUUCCAAUGCCAAGAACACAGUUUUGUUUUUUAAUGAAUCACAUAACACAUUCCUCUCUACAGUUAAUUCAAAUUGUUGUGUUAGUGAAUUACAUUAACAUCAAGAUUUUCCAAUCGUGAUGAACUUGUUUAUGACAACUUGUUUUGACAGCUAAUGGCUAAUUGGCUUUUUUGCAGACCUAAGGGUCAAACUUGCAUGCUCUCACAAUCGAAAAGAAGGUUGUUACUUCUCUCAUGUCAAACAGAAAUAAAACGGUUACCCUUGAAAUCUCCUUGAGAGUUUUCCUUUUGUAAUUGUCAAUUGCAAGCUCCAAAUCUUUUAAUACAAAUAAAGCCUGUUUUUGAUAUCCAU